AUCCAUCUGAGGGGCUCGCUCAACUUCCUCUGUGCGCGUGGAUGUCAACCGCGGGAAACUCGGUAACGAAAAGAGAUCACUACUCCCCAGUCUGUCCUGUGAAAUGUUACGUUAACCUCCGGGUGGAUGAGCUCUGAGAUGAACGGUCCGCGGAGAGUCAAACUGUUUCUUCUUUCGUGGUAUUCAGUCCUCCAGCUGCUGACAGCACAAGAAGCUCAGAGCCAACUGACAGAGACAGACGGAAGACUACAGAGGAGGGCUAAUGCACUGCGGAGGAAACGGGAUCUCCUAGGGGAGGAGACAUUCAGUCCUCUUCUCUCUGAAGCAGCUCUCCCUCGCAGUGUUCUACAUAAUUACACGGCCCGCGAUGCCUCCUCAGAGUACUGUGGCUGUCUGAAUGGAGGAUGGUGUCAGGAGGGGGGCGUGUGUGACUGUGCACAGUUCCAGGCCCUCGGAGACCGCUGCCAGAUCAUUCCUAACCAGGGCCAGGACAGAGAUGGGAUAUGCAGGUCUUGGGGUCAGUACCACUAUGAGACGUUCGAUGGCAGCUACUUCUACUACCCUGGAACCUGCUCCUACAUCCUGGCCCAGGACUGCCGCUCAGCCACACCACAGUACACAGUGUGGGUCCAUAACAGCCGUGUGUGUGAGGGCAGUGUGUACUCCUGUCCCAGGGCUCUCAGUCUCUUCUUCCCCAACGAGGAGGAGAUCCACAUCUCUGGAUACCAAGUCCACCAGGGGGGUCGCAGGCUGAUCCUACCCCAGACAAUAGGAGGUGUGUUUAUAGAGCGUCUGGCUGACUACCUGCUGGUGAAGAGCGUGUUUGGCUUCUCUCUGGCGUGGGACGGGGGGAGCGGAGUAUAUCUGAAGAUGUCUGAACAGCACCAUGGCACCCCCUGUGGCCUUUGUGGGAACUACAACAACCUGCCCAACGAUGACCUCACCACAGCCCGCGGUGUGCAGACAGAGGAGCCAGCAGUGUUUGCUAACAGCUGGUCAGUCGAUCUGCCCCAUGAAAGAGGCUGCCCUCUAGUGGACAUAGACUUCACUGGACCCUGCCACUCUGAGUCUGACAUGGACGAUGCCAUAGAGAAGUGCAGUGCUCUCCUGUUCUUCCCCUUCCUGUCCUGUCAUGAGAACAUCGACCCAAACCCCUACGUGGCCAGCUGUGUCUCCGACCUCUGUGUGUCAGAUGAGGAGGAGACGUUUUGCCGUGCGCUGGUGGAGUACACACGAGCCUGCAGCCAUGUAGGAUACCCUGUACGAGAGUGGAGAGACAGCUUCCCUUCCUGCAAUGAUGGCUGUGAGGAGAGUUUUGUCCAUAGAGACUGUAUCAGCUGCUGCCCUCCAACCUGUACCUUUGAUAAGGAGUGUCUAGGAACUAACCUACACUGUCUGGAUGGAUGCUACUGCCCUGAUGGGUUGAUUCUACAGAAUGGGACGUGUAUCGCUGUGUCUCAGUGUCCUUGUGUCUACCACGGUACCUCAUACACACAGGGACACACUCUGGAGCAGGGCUGCAGUGUCUGUGUGUGUAUGGGGGGAGUGUGGAACUGCACGGACAACAACUGUACAGCGGAGUGUUCAGUAGUAGGUGAUGUGUUUGUGACAUCGUUUGAUGGGAGGAUGUUCCUGCAGCCAGGAGCGUGUCAGUACGUCUUGGCCAAGAGCCGCAGCGGCAGCAGAUUCACUGUUACACUGCAGUAUACCACCUGCACAAAGGCCCAGCAGCAGGUGUGUAUCCAGUCAGUGACGGUGGUUCUGGAUGAAGAUGUUAAUCACCAGGUGACUCUGACCCGAGAGGGGGAAGUGCUUAUUGGGGUCAACCCCGCCCCCGCUUUGCCCUACACCGGUGAUGUAGUUGAGGUACGGAGGUUAACGUCAGUGUUCGUCCAGCUGAGGACGUUGCUUGGACUGCGUCUGCAAUAUGACGGGCGUGGUGGACGUGUCUAUAUACAGCUGGACAGCCAAUGGCGCAGCAACACCCUGGGCCUUUGUGGAACCUUCAACGGAAACCUGCGGGAUGACUUCCUGUCUCCAGCAGGGAUGAUAGAGGGGACCCCCCAGCUCCAUGCUAACUCCUGGAGAGUCUCAUCUGCUUGCUCCGCCCCCGUCAACCAGCCCAUCAUUGACCCCUGUGAGAUAAAUCAGCACAACGUGUUCUACGCCUCUCUGUGUGAGGUGUUGUUGGGCAGUGUGUUCUCUCCAUGCCAUGGUUACGUCAGUUCCAGUGUGUACCAGCAGCAGUGUCGCUACCAGGCCUGUCGCUGUGGUAACGCCUGUCUGUGUACGGCCCUGGCCCACUAUGCCUAUCUCUGCUCCAAACACAAUGUUACUGUCAACUACAGGGCCCACGUCUCAGAGUGUGGGAUGGUGUGUUUGGGUGGGAUGCUGUACCAGUCCUGUGUGUCAUCCUGUGGCGGAUCAUGCCGCUCCCUCUCCAGUGGAGAGACCUGUAACCAUGAUGACUGUGCUGAGGGGUGUGGCUGCUCUGAGGGCAGUUACUACGACGACAUACGACAACUCUGCGUUCAGCCGUCGCAGUGUCAUUGUUACUCUAUUGGAGGGGUGUCCCAGCCAGGGGAGGUGUCCUUCAGCGCCACAGGCCCUUGCCUGUGCAGGAAUGGAAGGAUGGAGUGUGUACCAGAAGAAAGAGAGCCGGAGCGAGGCCAGUGUCCAGAGGGAAAGGUGUUCCACAGCUGCUCUGAGCCCCAGAGGUUACACGGGUUCCAGGGGUCGCCGGCCUGGCGAGGAGGUGUGGCCUGUGAGCUCACCUGUCGGAACCUGAUGUUGAAUCUGACCUGUCCUCCCACCACACCCUGCAUACCUGGCUGUGUCUGCCCACAAGGGCUGGUGCUGCACCGUGGGGAAUGUUACUACCCAGAGAACUGUCCCUGUGCCUGGCUGGGCCUGGAGUAUCUGCCAGGAGAGACUGUCGACACCCCCUGUUACAGAUGUGUGUGUCACCGGGGGUAUUUUAACUGUAGUCACAGUCCAUGUCCGGCUGUGUGUACGGUCUACAGUGACAGACACUACCACACCUUCGACGGCCUGGAGUACGACUACCACUCAGAAUGUCAGGUCUACCUACUCAAGAGUAUAGAUGGUGAGGUGUCCAUCGUGGCCCAGAAUAAGGAUUGUUAUCAGAGUGGGAUCAUCUGUAUGAAGAUGCUGGUCAUCCAUGUUGGAUUCACCAAGAUCUACUUCAACGACAACUCAGGCCAGCCUAGUCCAUCCAGUGUGGUAGGUAAGGGGUCCGAAUUUGAGCUGUGGUCAGCAGGCUACUACACAGCAAUCCACUUUCCCUACCAGGACCUAACCAUUCUCUGGGACCACAAGACGACCGUACACAUCAGAGUUGGACCACAUUGGAAGGGUCUCCUGGGUGGUCUGUGUGGGAACUUUGACAGUGUGACAGUGAAUGAUAUGACCACAUCCAGCCACAUGGAGGUCAGCAAUGCUCAGGGCUUCGGAGACAGCUGGGCCCUGGGACAGUGUGAGAGUGACUAUGUGGUGAAGAGAGCGUGUGAAGGAGACCUGGGUAGACAGCCGUACGCCAAGAGAGAGUGUGCUCUCCUCUACAGUGAUGUCUUUACUCCCUGUCACAAUGUGGUGGAUGUCUCAUGGUUCUAUAUGAACUGCUUGACAGACACUUGUAACUGUAAUCGGGGCGGAGACUGUGAGUGUCUGUGUACGUCCAUCGCUGCCUAUGCACACACCUGCUGUCAACACGGUGUUACUGUGGUAUGGAGAAACCCCUCUGUCUGUCCCUAUGACUGUGAAUACUACAACCAAGAGUUAGGUGAAGGUCCAUUCUCAGUGGCCAGUGCUGUGUUUAAUGCUACAGUCUUCGGUGUGAACAGAACCAGUGGGUCAGUCUUUCCUAUAGUUAGGGAGUUCGUAGGUGGGCUGCCUCCCCCUGGACUACUCUUUAACUUCAUGAUCACAGCAGGACUACAGAAGGACCGCACAUCACGUCUCCCGGUGAUCUCUCUGGAGUCAGCGGAGCGUCCUAACUACUUCCUGGUUGUUUCGGACCACGCUGGGCUGCGGUUGGAGCAGUGGACAAGAGGGGAGAAGUUUGGCCGCAGGGCUUCCUUCCUACAGCACCAGGGGCUGUUCCUGCCUGGCCACACCUCCUUAGAGCUGAUUGGUCAGCCGGGAGUGUUCCUGACUCUGACACGCACGUCUGCACGUGCUCAGAGAUACGACAACUCAGACAACUUCAAGACCAGCAGCUCCUUUACCCUGGAGGAGAGCAGUUUUGUGAUCCCGUUCCGUAUGAUGUGUGAGUGGCGCUACCAUGCAUGUGCCAGUCCUUGUGUUCGUACAUGCAGCGACCUCGCCGCAACACGCUGCCACUUCCUGCCCCCGGUGGAGGGCUGUUUCCCUCGCUGCCCCAAAAACAUGGUUCUUGAUGAGGUCACCAGGAGAUGUGUCUACACAGAGGACUGUGUGUCCCUUCCUCCCACUCCUACACCCUAUGCCUUCGUAAACCAAACAACCACCACCCCAACUACUACCACUACAGCCCCCACUACUACCACUACAGCCCCCACUACUACCACUACAGCCCCCACUACUACCACUACAGCCCCCACUACUACCACUACAGCUACUACUACUAUCACUACAGCCCCCACUACUACCACUACAGCUACUACUACUAUCGCUACAGCCCCCACUACUACCACUACAACCCCCACUACUACCACUACAGCCUCUACUACUACCACUACAGCCCCCACUACUACCACUACAGCCCCCACUACUACCACUGCAGCCCCCACUACUACCACUACAGCCCCCACUACUACCACUACAGCCCCCACUACUACCACUACAGUCCCUACUACGACCACUACAGCCCCCACUACUGCCACUACUACGACUACAGCCCCCACUACUACCACUACAGCCCCCACUACUACCACUACAGCCCCCAUUACUACCACUACAGCACCCACUACUACCACUACAGCUACUACUACUAUCACUACAGCCCCCACUAUUACCACUAUAGCCCCCAAUAGUACCACUACAGCCCCCACUACUACUACUACUGUUAGGCCUACUAGUACUGCUACUACUACAUCUAGAACCACUACUAGGACCACUACUACUAGUAGCAGAACUACAACCAGUGCUGCCUCUACAACUGUUACUGCCACCAGAGCCCCCACUACUCCCAGUACAGCCCCAUUGACUGAGCGUUUCACCCACACACUCACCCCUGCUCGCUCCCCCUCUCCUCCUCUCCCUUCCCUGCCCUCACCCUCCACCCCCACUGUGACCGAGCACACCACUUCACCUGCAGUCUUUCCCUCUGUCUCCCCCUCCCCCUCACCCACCACUACUAGUAGCACCACUGGGGUCACGACCCUGACCCCUUCAGAGGUCACUACAGUAGCCUCCCCUACUCCCCCCAGCCUGGCAGUGACCGACUCCACCACUCCACGUCCUCCCCCUUCUGCUACCCCUCCCCAGCCUUCCAUCCAGUCUUCUAUCUCUCCCCCAGCCACUACCUCCUUCCUCACCUCCUCUCCCCCUCCUCCUCUCUCCCCCUCCACCCACACCCCAACCACCACACAAACACAUCAUCCUGUUCCUACGCCCACAGAGACCAUCUCUGUAUUUCCAGUUGUAUAUGACACCUCCUCUGUUACCAUGUCGACAUCACCCCCAGAGACGACGGAGUUCAUAUCCACGGAAACAUCCACCAGCACAGACUUCUCUCCUACACCUGAGGCAGUCAGCAUGCCAACAGUGCUGCCCCCUUCCUCCUGCCCACCGCCCCAUCCCCCGUACUCCUACCGUGUAGAUGAGUGUACAGAGCUGAUCUGUUUUAACGGGGAGCUGCUCCUCCAUAACUCCUCCCUCCACUGUCGGUACAACACCACUCCUCCACGCUGCUCUCUGCUGGGCAUGGCUGUCCUCACCAACACCGACCCCUGCUGCCCACUCUGGCAGUGCCCCUGUCGCUGCUCUGUGAUGUCAGAUCUGCGUGUGAUAACGUUUGACGGUAACAACGUGGCACUGUAUGAUAAUGGCUCCUACAUCUUGGUCUACCUGCCCAGAGAGAACAUCAUAGGAACAGUGGAUAAAUGCCCUACCAGCCAGAGCGUCAACUCCAUCAGACGACCGAACCCUAGUGGUGGGACGUCAGGUUUGUGUUUUAAGAAGUUGAACAUCACCACUCCGUCCUACAGGAUUAUCAUCAACCGCCUAGACCGCAAGGUGUCAGUGAACCACAUCAAGGCACGGCUGCCUUUCUCCCGCCAGGCUCUGUCAGUAGAGGACACAGGCAGUAUGUACCUGAUCACCACUCCUGAAGGAGUCAACAUACAGUGGUACCACAGCACUGGCAUCAUGGUGCUGCAAUACACCGCCCCCUCCAACACAUCUGCUCCUACUAGAGGCCUCUGUGGGUGUUGUGACGGGAACCCGGCGGAUGACCUGAAGCUGCCUAACGGGACGGUGGUGAGGGAGGUGGCAGACCUGGGUCUGUUCCUGCAGGCCUGGAGGGUCCACACCUCAGAGGACACGGAACACACACGACGCAUUGGAGACAACUGUACCACUGGAGACUGCUCUACCUGUCUCUCCAUGCUCAGACAGAGACCCUUCACUCCCUGCCACAGCAAGGUGUCUCCAGAACAGUUCUGUGAUGUGAUGUGGGCAGGCGACCUCCACUAUAAGGCCCACCAGUGUGACUUCCUGGCAGCCUAUGUAGCUGUCUGCUACACUUACCAAGUCUGCAUCAACUGGAGACGACACAACUUCUGCCCAUUGAGGUGUCCCCCAGGUAGGGAGUACCAGGCGUGUGUGUCGACCUGUACUACCCGGACCUGUCAGAACAGAGAGUUCUAUGAGGAGACCACCUGCUCCCACAUCCGAGAAGAGUGUGUGUGUCGCUCUGGAACCAUCCUGCACCGAGCAGACUCCUCUUACUGCGUCACAGAGGAGCAGUGUGUGUGUACUGAUAACGAGGGGUCUCCGCGGGCCCCUGGGGAGGUGUGGAACGGGUCAUUGCGUAGCUGCUGUCUGUUCCGCUGCCUGGAGAACGGUUCUGUGGUAGCAGUAGAACCUGACUGUAGCAUUAGUCCCACUCUGCUGUGUGAGAGGGAGGGAGAGUACGUACUGGAUGUCCUGGAGGAGGGGGCUUGCUGCCCCAAGCAGAUUUGUGAAUGUAAUCUGACCAUCUGUGAGAGUGAGGCUCCGCCCUGUGAGAAUGGGAACCAGCUGGUGAUUGGUUACAGUGCCCUGUCCUGCUGCCCAGAGUACCGUUGUGAAUGCGACCCCCAUGCCUGUCCCCCCCUCACCACCCCUGAUUGUAGAGAAGAUCAGUUCCUAGUGGAGGUUCGUGAGGACAACUCCUGCUGUUACUCCUUCCUGUGUGUGUGUGAGUCGUGUAUCGAGCCCGUGCCGUCCUGUUCUUAUGGAGAGAUACUGGCUGUGGAUCUGAACACAACCCACAGCUGCUGCCCUCAAUACCACUGUGUGUGUGACGUGAACCUGUGUCCUGAGUUGACUCUGAGCUGUUCUCCUGGUCUGUCUCUGAUCCAAACAACCCUACCUGGACACUGCUGCCCCGACCGUCACUGUGAGUGCCAGUGUGAGGACAGCCCAGUCUGUCAGGUGGGGGAGGUACAGGUGGAGGUCACAGACAGCAGAAGCACCUGUGGCUGCCCCUUCUACACCUGCAAGAAGGCGGAGGUGUGUGUGUUCCAGGGAGUCACGGUGCUGGGUCCGGGGCAGAGCCUGAUUCAGUACUAUGAAGGAGAGCUGUGUUACACCGUCCAUUGUCUGACACAUCGUGAUACACACACUGGAUACUACGCCAUGGACGUGUCCGCUGUCAACUGCUCUCAGAAGUGUGGCCAGCACCAGCUGUACGUAGCAUCAUCAGAUCCUCAGGUGUGCUGUGGCUCCUGUAAGAAUGUGUCCUGUUCUUUCAACAAUCACAACGGAACCACUGAGCUCUUCACUGCAGGGAGCUCCUGGGUGGAUAACUGUACCCGGUAUGAUUGUGUGGAGACGACAGUGGGAACUGUGAUGCUGGCCUCAGGGGUGGUCUGCCCCCCCUUCAACGACACAGAGUGCACUCAGAAUGGGGGCGUGGUCCAGAGCUAUGUGGACGGCUGCUGCAGGACGUGUAAGGAGGACGGCAAGACGUGUAAGCGUGUGGCAAUCCGAACCACCAUCAGAAAAGACGACUGCAGGAGCAACGCACCGGUGACGGUGUUUUCAUGUGAUGGGAAGUGUCCGUCUGCCACCAUCUUUAACUUCAACAUCAACAGCCACGCCCGCUUCUGUAAGUGCUGCAGGGAGAGUGGACUACAAACCCGCUCCGUCACCCUGUACUGCUCACACAACGCUACCCUGGUGGUCUACAGCUUCCAGGAGCCUGUCGACUGCUCCUGCCAAUGGAACUAAAGAGAGAGCGAAGAUAGUCAGUGUGAGCUCCGUAUGGCGUUCAAUAGGAGGGAUGGAAGAUGGAACAGAGGUUAGAGGUCAGAGGUCAGAGUAGACAGGUCAAGCCUCCAUGUAGGCGAGUUCUUUAGUCUUCCUUCAGUGUGUUGUGGAGGGCUGUAUGCUGACCUGUUAUAGUGACCCUGUCGUUACAGAUAUGUAGUGGUCAGAUGUGCAGGGCUGUAACCUGUUCCUGCUGUACUAUGAUAACACUAGUCCUAUCUGUACUGCUGUAGCCUGCUCCUCCUUGUGUGUAACACUAGCUAGUCCUCUCGGACUUUAUCAUGUUAAGAUCAGUUGGUCUGAGCUGACAAGACCGCUGCUGCUUUAGUAUGGAUCUAGUGCUCUCUUGAUGACUGACAUGUUUUAUAUGGCAAUCAAAUUUCUCUUACAAAAUAGUAUUUUUUUUUACAAGUGUAAAGCUUUUAUCCAAAAAUAUUUGUAUUUAACUCAAUCAAUUAUUUAGUAAGGUGAUAAUCCACCUGAGCAUCUGAUGGUAGAUUAUCUGUAUUUCAACAGAACACUGUAUUUGUUGUGUUGUUUAAUGUGAAGCAUUGUGCCAGUAAUCAGUAUGUGCUGAUGCCAUCAGAUAGACUACAGUCUCUAGUCAUACAGACCCUCUCAGAAUAAAACUAUAAAACAUUUAACAAUGA
Oncorhynchus keta (chum salmon) is the source of this 9125-nucleotide messenger RNA. RefSeq names its product otogelin-like (gene otogl). The transcript is spliced from 55 exons. The record is from RefSeq and is a predicted model, not a curated record. Gene Ontology annotation, molecular function: alpha-L-arabinofuranosidase activity. Gene Ontology annotation, cellular component: extracellular matrix. The coding region runs from base 127 to 8436 and encodes 2769 amino acids. Lineage: Eukaryota; Metazoa; Chordata; Actinopteri; Salmoniformes; Salmonidae. Gene Ontology annotation, biological process: L-arabinose metabolic process.